This is a messenger RNA of Ordospora colligata OC4, 5343 nucleotides long. RefSeq names its product DNA polymerase epsilon. The transcript has a single exon. Gene Ontology annotation, biological process: leading strand elongation; base-excision repair, gap-filling; nucleotide-excision repair, DNA gap filling. The record is from RefSeq and is a predicted model, not a curated record. Bases 1 to 5343 code for a protein of 1780 amino acids. Lineage: Eukaryota; Fungi; Microsporidia; Ordosporidae. Gene Ontology annotation, cellular component: epsilon DNA polymerase complex; nucleus. Gene Ontology annotation, molecular function: nucleotide binding; zinc ion binding; single-stranded DNA 3'-5' DNA exonuclease activity.
AUGCAGAUGAUAAAGGACGAUGCAUUGGAGGAGCAGUAUGGGUUUAAGCCAUACUACUGCGAUGCACGCAGAGAUGGGUGGCUGUUGAAUUAUGAUGUUGUUUGUGGAGAUGAUGGAAGGAUGGGUGCAAGGUUGUAUUUGAUUGAUGAUCAAGGUGUUGAAUUCCUUGCGGAGAUGAGAUAUUUUCCAUCGUUUCUAGUGAAGGCGGUUGACUAUGAGGCAGUAGAGGAUUAUUUGAGAAGGAAGUAUGGCGGAGAUGUGCAUAUGGCCCGAGUAGUGGGAAGGAUUGAUUUUAAGGAGUAUAACCACUUGAAUAAAGCUCCUACUGAAUACCUAGAAGUGCAGGUACGAACUGAGACUGGGUUUAAUACUAUGGUAAGGGAGUUGAAGAGGAUUGCAGCCAGAAACAAAGUUAGGAGCAAUGGAAGUGAAGGAUUUGAUUUUGAUGUAAAACGAGUGAUGAGUGCUGAGGAGGGGAUUGUGUCUAUAUGUGAAUAUGACAUUCCUGCAGAGGUUCGUGUUGCAAAUGUGCUUGGAAUAAGAUGUGGGAAGUGGUAUGUAUUCUGGUAUGAUGGAGAAAAGUAUAUGAUUGAGAGGAGCGAAAGAAUUGUGUUUCCGGACCUACGGAUUCUUGCAUUUGAUAUUGAGACAUCCAAGAAGCCUCUGAAAUUUCCAAGUGCAGACUAUGAUGAGGUGAUGAUGAUAUCUGUAAAGACUGAAUCAAAGGGGUAUUUGAUUGUCAACAGGCAGCUGGUUUCUAAGGACAUUAAAAGGUUUGAAUACAGCCCGAAGGAUGACAUGCAGUGUGUGUUUGAAGCAGUAAAUGAGCAUAAUGAAGAAGGAGUGCUGGUAGCAUUUGCUGAGAUAGUGCAAAAGCAUAGACCACACUUGAUGUCCACAUUCAAUGGAUCUGGAUUUGACUUUCCAUUUGUUGAGAAGCGAAUGCAAAAGUAUGGGAUUUGCUUGAAGGAGACAAUGGGAUUUGAAUGCAAGGACGGAUAUUACACUUCACCUUUUAUUGUGCAUCUUGACUGUUACAAAUGGGUUAAAAGAGACUCGUACUUGCCAGCAGGAAGCCAAGGUCUUAAGGCUGUUACUAAAGCAAAGCUAGGAUACUUCCCUGAUGAGGUUGAUCCUGAGGAGAUGGUAGACCUUGCGAUUGCUGAUCCUGAUCGGAUGGCGUCGUACUCGGUUUCUGAUGCGGUUGCCACGUAUUUUCUGUAUGUUAAGUAUGUGCAGCCACAUGUUUUUUCGCUGUGUUCGCUUAUUCCACUCAGCCCAACAUCUGCAAUAUGCCAAGGAUCGGGGACUUUAUGCGAAGCAUUGCUUAUCUCUGAGGCUGUUGAGUAUGGAGUGAUUGUCCCGGAUAAAAGAGUUGAAAGCAAGUACCAAGAGUAUGAAGGAUACAUUGCGGAGAAUGUGACGUAUGUUGGUGGACAUGUUGAGUGUGUGAGAGCUGGACUGUUCAGGUCUGACUUUUCGUAUGACUUUGAUGUAAAUAAGAAAUUUAUUGAGGAUGUUGGAAGAAGCAUUGAUGAGAUGCUAGCAGAAUAUAAGGAUGAGGAGGACUUUGAGGUGAUGAAGAUGAAUGUGAUGAAGAAUCUUGAGGAAAACACAGGCAAGAUACGAAGAGAAGGAAGGAUAUACCAUCUUGAUGUUGGAGCGAUGUAUCCAAACAUAAUACUUACGAACAAGCUGCAGCCGGUGUCGAUUGUGAAUGACGAUGUUUGCAUAAGGUGUGAUUUUUCUGACGAGGCGAAUGGAUGCAGGAAGAAAAUGGAGUGGACAUUGAAAGCAGAAUACAUUCCAGUGAGGAAGGAUGAAGUAGAACGAAUCAGGAUACAAUGUAUUAAAGAUGGAAAGAAUGAUGAGGAGGAGCUUGUGCGCAGAGUGAAGGAGUAUAGUAAGAAAUCAUACAAGAGAUCUAAAGUUAAGGUAUGUGACACUAGAAGUUCUGUUGUAUGUCAACGAGAGAUACCUUUUUAUGUGGAAACAGUAAGGAAGUUUCGGGAUAGAAGAUAUACAUACAAGAAGCUGCAUUCUAAGGCAUUGAGAGAUGCGGAGGGAGCUAUGACAGAAGAGGAAAGAAGACAUGCGCUGAAGUCUGCAGUUGUGUAUUCAUCACUUCAAGUAGCGCAUAAGUGUGUGUUGAACUCGUUCUAUGGAUAUGUGAUGAGAAAAGGAUCGAGAUGGUAUAGCAUGGAGAUGGCUGCAAUAGUGUGUAAUGUUGGAGGUAAUGUGAUAAGAAAGGCUAAGGAGGUUGUUGAAAUGAUUGGAAUGUCUUUGGAGCUUGAUACUGAUGGGAUAUGGUGUGUAGUACCUAGCACGUUAAUGUCAACGUAUGUAUUCCGAUCAGGAAGAAAGAUGUCUUUGCUUUCGAGUGUUUUGAACUACUUUGUGUGCAAGGGAUUUACUAAUGAGAUGUAUCAGGAGUUGAGAGACGGGGAAUAUGUUAGAAGGAGUGAGAAUUCGAUUUUUUUUGAGAUUGAUGGACCUUACAGGGCGAUGCUGCUGCCUGCAUCUACAGAGGAAAGUAAAGUACUGAAGAAGCGGUAUGCAAUAAUCAACGAUGAUAACAGUGUGGCCGAGCUGAAAGGAUUUGAAGUGAAAAGACGAGGAGAGCUUGAGAUAGUGAAGAAGUUUCAAGAGGAGCUAUUUCUGCAUUUUUUAGAUGGAAGUACGCUUACAGAGUGUUAUGGAUCGCUUGCAGAAGUGUGUGGAUAUUGGCUUGACAUUCUGAAAAGCAGAGGAGAGUACCUUGAUGAUGAGACUAUUCUUGAACUACUAUCUGAGAGCAGAAGCAUGUCCAAGGAGUAUGAGGAGUAUGAAGGAAAGAAGUCAAAUAUUACCACGACUGCAUUGAGGAUGUCUGAGAUGCUGGGCAAGAAUGUUCUUGAAGAGAAGCUGAAGUGCGAGUAUGUUAUUGCAGUGUAUCCUGAGGGGAAGAGUGUAGCGGAGCGGACGAUUCCAGUGAUUGUUUUCCGCUCUUGUGAGAAGGAGAAGUAUCUAGGACGGUGGUUGGGAAGAAGAUAUGGAGGAAAUAUCCGUGCAAUAAUUGACUGGGGAUAUUAUAAACAGAGAUUGGAGAGUGUAAUUCUUAGAAUGGUUGUUCUUCCAGCCAUAUCACAGGGAAUCAAGAAUCCAUUGAGCGAUGUAAAUGUGCCUGAAUGGGCUGUGAAGAAGGGAGUACUCUUUGAUUUUGAUUUUGUGAAGGUACGGGACAUUGAGGAUAUUGGCAGUAAGAAGAGUGUUGUUGAGUGUAUGAAUGAUGUAGUUAAUGGAAAUGUAGUUAAGGAAAAUGAAGGAUAUAAACAAAUAGCUAAUGACGGAGAACGAUAUACAGAGAUAGUGACAGCGAAUAAUUCCAAAUGUGAAGGUGUUAUUGAGUAUUUUCAAAGGAUGAGAGCAGAAUGGAUGGAUGGUGUACGGAGCUUUCUACAUAAGGGCGAUAUUGUUAGAGUUAAUGCAACAAAUGAUGGCUUUCUAGAUGUUUUUUAUGCUAAUAAGCAUGAAGCAGAAAGAAAAGAGCUUGUGAGAUACAUAUAUAUAGAGAUAAAUGGUAAGCAGUUUUUUGAGGGAUCUGAGCGGGUUAAGAUAGUAAAGCGGUUUUUGAGUGAUGGAGAGCAGAUGGAUGUGGGGAUGCUGAUGCUAAAUGAGAAUGAGUUUAGAAAUAACUAUGCAUUGUACAAGAAGUUCCUGAGUCAUUUUUCAAUUAAGAGGGUUUUUGAAGAGGAAGUGCCUGUAUUGUAUGGAAACAUGAAGGAGUGCGAUGGAGGGAAGAUGAGAUAUACUUUACUGAGUGGAUUUAUGCAUGAUGGACGAGUGGUGUAUCUUAUUGGAAAGGAAGAAGAUAAUUUUAUGAUACUUAAUGGAGAUGAUGCACUGAAGAAGUAUUUGCUUGGAUGUGUUGGAAGAUGGCAGGUAUUUGUUAUUGGAUCUGAUGAUGUGUGCAAGGUUGGACUGAGAAAGAUGCUUGUGAAGCGACAUGUUGUGGAAAGAGUAUUUGGAUUUGGUCUGUGCAUUGGAGGAUAUGAGAGGAAGUGUGAGGAAAGAAAGAAGAAGCAUCUAGAGAUUGGAGUGGAGAUGGAUAUGAUAUUUGCAGCAAGCGAAUAUACAAAGGUGCCUGUUAUGAAUGUUGAUGAGGAGCUUUUGGAGCUACUUUUUUACAAGGAGUUGAAGAAUGAAGAAGUGAUAUGUGAUGGAUAUGGGACUGAGGAGAAUGUGAUGGAGAAUGCUUUGAAUGAAAAAUUCAAGGCUGGAUUGUAUAGAGAAUAUGUGGUUGAGAUGGAGUGUGUUGGAGCGAUGGUUCUUGCAAUACUUGAGCAUAAUGAGUAUCUUGGAGAGGAGGGCCUGUAUGAUGGAGUGAAGAGAAAGGAUUUUGUUGUGCUUCAGAGGCUCCUGAAGAAGAUUGUGUUAGACUGUGCACGAGGUGAUCAAGGAGCGAAGGUUAUUGUGCAGGGAAUUGAGAUAUGGAUCAGCAGGCGAUCGAAGAUAAUAAGUGGAGACCUUCGAGGAGUUUGUAAGCUGUUGAAGAGAAGAUAUGUGAUGAAUCUUGUGAAGAGAUUGUGUGACGAUGAGUAUGGGGUAGUUCUCGUGGCUGGACAGACGAUUUUUGUGAAUACUGGAAAGACGAGCCAGAAAUCUGCAAUUGAUUUUUUUGAGCAUAUGCGUAAUAAGGUGACGAGCAUUGAAGGAUAUGAAAUGAUGAAGAUAAAGAUAUGCAGAAUGUUUGAGAGACUAAUCCUUGUGAAUCCAAACAUGUAUUUUUUUGUCUCGGAAGGAGAAUAUGUUGGAUUCAGCGAAAGCAAUGUGCCCAAGAGCUUUUUGAAGAUGAUUUUUGGAGAUCAGGAGAUUGACAGUGAGAUGGUGUACAGGCUUGUGACAAGGGUGCCAGCUGAAAGCAGCAGAGUGAUGAUUGAGAUAUUGGCUCAUAUACAGGGUAUGCAGUGGAUGAUAACGAACUGUUGCAAGUUGUUGAGAAUAAGUGAGUUUGAAGAGAAGAUGCAAACUCGAGCAAGGAUUAUGGUGAUAUGCCCUGUAUGUGGAUUUGAAAGCACGAUGAAGUCCAGAUGUGUUCGGUGCUAUAGAGCAUACGCGCCUGAUGUUAUUUUAGAGGAGUGCAUGAGAUAUGCAAAGAAUCUGUUAAAACUAGAGCUGUGUGGAGAUUCAUAUUGUGCAAGGUGUGGAGCAGUGAAAGAGAGAAGGUUGAGCGAUGCAUGUAAAUGCGGAGGGAGUUUUAGGAAAGAAAAGAACAUAGAGAGACUUGAUGAGGUGCGCAAGAUAGCAAAUAGCAAAGUGAUUGAUGAGAUGUAUGAUGGAAUAGUGAAACAUUUUGCAAAGUGA